Messenger RNA from Polypterus senegalus (gray bichir), 3855 nucleotides. It is a transcript of the gene cbl, whose product is annotated as Cbl proto-oncogene, E3 ubiquitin protein ligase. The transcript is spliced from 16 exons. The coding region runs from base 561 to 3296 and encodes 911 amino acids. Gene Ontology annotation, molecular function: receptor tyrosine kinase binding; ubiquitin protein ligase activity; phosphotyrosine residue binding. Lineage: Eukaryota; Metazoa; Chordata; Cladistia; Polypteriformes; Polypteridae. Gene Ontology annotation, cellular component: membrane raft; plasma membrane. The record is from RefSeq and is a predicted model, not a curated record. Gene Ontology annotation, biological process: negative regulation of epidermal growth factor-activated receptor activity; cell surface receptor signaling pathway.
CUGGGGGGCGAAGCAGCCGAGGAAGGCGGUGUUUCGUAUUCUUAUUUAUUUUGUUGUCAGCCCCUCCCUCCCUCCUCCCUCUUGUCCUUUAAUAUUGAAUUCCGCUGUUUCGGAGUGCUUGCUUAAACCAGCGUGCCGUCCAGUUUGUAGCUGUCAUUGGAGAGCCCGCCCGCCUGCCGCUCGCUUUCAGAGGAAGCGGAGCUGUCGACAAUUAGAAACGGAAGCCGGGGCAGACUCUUUCUGAAAAGCAAAGGAAGGAGCGAACGCACUGCGAACAGCUGCUCUUGACGGGCGGGUCCAAACCCUCGUCUUUACUUUUUUUUUUUUUUUUGGACUGUUCGUUUUUGAUAUUUUUAAUGGGACAUUUUCACCCGUGACAACCCUCAGUUGUGGGACUCUGCCAAGUCUGCUUCUUCUUUCCCACCCCCCCGGCUGCCGGCCCGGCGCCGCAGCCACCUCGGGGAUUUGUGGGCCUCGGCCUUGGCUUUCGGGAGUGGCUGUCACCCAGGGGUGCAACGCGGAGCGCUGGAGUAGGAGGGUCCGCUGCGCCGGCGCCCGCCAUGGCGGGGAACACGAAGAGGGGUGGUGGGCUGAUAGGGCUCAUGAAGGACGCUUUCCAUCCGUGCAACUACCAUCUGAAUGCACACCAUCAGCCUGGGGCUGUGGAUAAGAAGACCGUGGAGAAGUGUUGGAAGCUAAUGGACAAGGUGGUUCGGCUGUGCCAGAACCCAAAAUUGGCAUUGAAGAACAGCCCUCCUUAUAUCCUGGAUUUGCUCCCUGAUACUUACCAGCAUUUGCGGAGCACUCUGAUUCGCUAUGAGGGCAAAAUGGAGAUGCUGGGAGAAAAUGAGUAUUUCAGGGUGUUCAUGGAGAAUCUAACAAAGAAGACAAAGCAGACCAUUACCCUUUUUAAGGAUGGCAAGGAACGUAUGUAUGAAGAAAACUCACAGCCCAGGCGCAAUCUGACUAAGUUGUCAUUGAUAUUCAGUCACAUGCUGGCCGAGCUGAAAGCCAUCUUCCCUAAUGGGACAUUUCAGGGAGAUACUUUUAGGAUUACAAAAGCUGAUGCAGCUGAGUUCUGGAGGAAAGCCUUUGGGGACAAGACGAUUGUGCCCUGGAAAGUGUUUCGACAAGCCCUCCAUGAAUUUCAUCCCAUUAGCUCUGGACUAGAGGCAAUGGCUUUGAAGUCAACCAUUGACCUCACCUGCAAUGAUUACAUCUCUGUCUUUGAAUUUGACAUCUUUACACGGUUGUUUCAGCCUUGGUCAUCACUUCUCAGGAAUUGGAACAGUUUAGCUGUAACGCAUCCUGGCUACAUGGCUUUCUUGACAUAUGAUGAAGUAAAGGCCAGGCUUUUGAAGUUUAUUCACAAACCAGGCAGUUAUAUAUUUCGAUUAAGUUGCACUAGACUGGGUCAGUGGGCAAUUGGUUAUGUUACUGCAGAUGGAAAUAUACUCCAGACGAUACCACACAACAAACCACUGUUCCAGGCCCUCAUCGAUGGAUUCAGGGAAGGAUUUUAUCUCUUUCCGGAUGGCCGACCUCAGAACCCUGAUCUCACAGGCCUAUGUGAGCCCUCACCACAGGAUCAUAUCAAAGUAACACAGGAGCAGUAUGAGCUGUAUUGUGAAAUGGGAUCCACUUUCCAACUUUGCAAGAUCUGUGCUGAAAAUGACAAAGAUGUGAAGAUUGAGCCAUGUGGGCAUCUCAUGUGCACCUCAUGUCUGACAGCAUGGCAGGAGUCAGAAGGUCAAGGGUGUCCAUUUUGCAGAUGUGAAAUUAAAGGUACGGAAUCAAUUGUGGUGGACCCUUUUGACCCAAAAGACAACAGUGGUGGAAGCUUCAGUGGCAGCAGAGGUCUGUUUGGCACAGAGGGUGCACCAUCGCCUAGUUACGAUGAUGAUGAUGAUGAUAGGCUAGAGGAGCCGCUCUUCACUAUGACUACUCUGGCACGUGCUAAGAUGGAGCGUCCUUCAUCUCCAGUUUCAAUGAGUCCACUUGAUUCUUUGCCUCCUGUACCACCCCGGCUUGACUUAUUACAACAAAGACCUUCAAGCUCCACUGGUUCUUCUAGUCCAGGGGCCACUUCAAAGGUGUCUUCACAUCACAAGGAUAAACCAUUGCCUCUUCCUCCAUCUCUCCGGGACCUUCCUCCACCUCCACCACCUGACCGACCACACUCUGCUGGCUCUGAGGGUAGACUGCAGAGACGACCACUCCCGUGCACACCCGGAGAUCCACCCCGUGACAAGCUGCCUCCAACUCCUCCAAACUGGCAACCUCGGCCUGUCCCAAAGGCUCCAGUACAGCCCCCUAAUGCUGCAGAGACCUGGUCUGGAAGGGAGCUCUCCAACAGGCAUUCACUUCCUCUUGCCCUCCCUUCAACUAUGGACACCCGGCCAGAGGCCCAAAGGCACAGCAGUGCCAUGGGACUAGACAGUCCUUUGAACUUCAGUAGUAGUUCAUCAGCAAGUCAGGAAUAUGACAACCCCAAGGUGAAAGCAUCCUCAUCGGCUAAUGCCAUUUAUGCACUCGCUGUCAGACCUGUAUCUGGCUUAAAGUCUCUGGGAGUGGAAGAUUUGAAAGACAGUGAUGACGAGUCAGAGUACAUGUCUCCUUCUUCUCGCCCUGUCUUGCCACCCCACCCCACACUUCCACAAGAGGCUAAUAAUCGUGGGCCACCACUUGCUGCUUCUAACCCACGGCUGGUGGUUGGAGAUCUGGAACUUGAAGGUCCUCAGAUGUAUGAAGCCAUGUUCAACAUUCAUUCACAAGCUUUUGCAUGUGAAGGACAGCAGGCAAAAGAUUCUGACUAUUCUGAACUCCCGCCUUCCACAGCUUCUGCCUCUUUAUCAGCUUCCAAUGGGCCUGGUGAUACAGAGAGUGAUGAGGAGAACAGCUAUGAUAUUCCAAAGCCUCCCUUGCCCAUUGCACCUGCCAGGCGUACCUUCUCUGACAUCUCAAGUGUGGCAUCGGCCUUUUACAGAGUAUCGGUGGACAGUAAUCCAGCUGCUCCAAAUCCCUUUUUGACAGAUUCCAGUCAGGCACCAGAGAGGCCUCCUAAACCUUUGCCACGUCGAAUAAACUCUGAUCGCCGACCGAGCCCCGUUCCCCAAAGCAGUGGCAAUGGAGCCAACCCUCAGAUUUCCUCUGAAAUUGAGAAUCUCAUGAGCCAAGGAUACUCAUAUCAGGACAUUCAGAAAGCACUGCUGAUUGCACAGAACAAUAUCGAAAUGGCCAAGAAUAUCCUGAGAGAGUUUGUUUCAGUUCCAUCAACUGCUCAUAUUCUCACGUAGCUGAAGCCUCAGUCCUUUGGAAUCCAGGAACGCCUUUAAGAUCGGUGGCAAGGUGGAAGUGAUUAUAAAUUCCAAACCUAGCCAUAGCAAGACCACCGAAGACUGCAAGGCUUGCUUGACAUGGUGCUUUUUCCUGUGUUUGAAGAAAGAGAGAAGAAUACCCUCACACUGCAGCUGUGGUAUGCAAAUAAACAAGAAGGAAAGACAAAGCAAACCUGACGUCUGCUUUUUUUUUUUUCCCUAAUAAUGUCAAAAACCUUCCAAGUUUCAUUGCAGCAAACCUAACUGGUGACGUGUUACAGAAGGGACUCCGUGUUUAGAAUGAUGACCUUUUGUGCCGAGCUCCUGAAGGUUUUAGGCCUGGGGUGUUUAAAUAACAGGAGCAAGUGCUUCAGAAUGCUGCUGUGUGGCCUUCAUUUCCCCUUCCCCUUCCCCUUUAAAUUUUGCUUCUGUUUUUGUUUUUUUUUUUGGCUUUAUGCAAGUGUGUUUCAAAUGAGUUCCUGAGAGUCCAUGGAUCUACUGCAUAACAUGCCUUAGUAACAAAUUUUCAUCUGAAGCC